AUGUCCGGUGUAAAGGAAAAUGAGACGCAGGUGUCGAAGCCAGUGGAAGCCGCUAUGAAGCCUGGUGCUCAUCUUGCCAACCCUGCACCACUGGCGCUGGGUGGCUUUGCUACCACUCUGUUAUCCGUAUCACUGGCCAUGAUGAAUUUUCGCGGUGUCUUUACACAAACAAUUUUCAUGGGUGACCUUUGCUUUGUUGCCGGAAUUGGUCUACUUAUCUCAGCCCAAUGGGAGAUGGUCCGAGGCAAUACCUUCUCUUAUACAGUCCUGUCCGCAUACGCGUUCUUUUACGGCGGUUAUGGAGUGAUCAUGAUUCCUGUUUUGGGCAUUGUUGAUGCAUAUGGCGGGUAUACACCCGAAUACCACAACGCUCUCGGCUUUUUCGUAUUGUUAUGGGCGGUCUUCAAUCUUUUCUUUCUGUUGGCCAGCUGUGCUGUGAACAUUGUCUAUGUUCUUCUGUUUCUCACACUUGAAUUGUGUCUCUGCUUUGAUGCUGCAUCGAGCUUUGCCAUGGCCGAUGGGUUGGUGGAGACAAGCGCAAACCUCAUGACCGCUGCUGGUGCUUUCGCUUUCGUUUCCAGUUUACUUGGAUACUAUUGCGUCUUCCAUGGGCUAUGCCAAGACGCUGUGCCAUUUUCAAUCCCAAUGGGUGACACGUCCCGGGUUUGGAAGCGUUGGUGCAAUAAGACAACUUCGCAAAAUUCAAAGAGCGAAAAAGAUAUGGCGUAA
Penicillium mononematosum is the source of this 729-nucleotide messenger RNA. RefSeq lists its product as uncharacterized. Gene Ontology annotation, cellular component: plasma membrane. The coding region runs from base 1 to 729 and encodes 242 amino acids. The record is from RefSeq and is a predicted model, not a curated record. Lineage: Eukaryota; Fungi; Ascomycota; Eurotiomycetes; Eurotiales; Aspergillaceae. Gene Ontology annotation, molecular function: acetate transmembrane transporter activity. The transcript has 5 exons.